UUUAUAUGUGCCGGACUUCUUGGUAAAAAAAGCUUUGUCGUUUUCAUAUUUACCGGCCAUUAUAUAUUUAUAACGUCAAAUUCUAUUUUUAAUAACGCUGAGAUAGUAUGACAUGCCAAAAAUAUAACGCGUGUCUAUAUUAAAUUGUAAUUACAUUAUUUACAGCUCUUUUUGUGAGUGAAGAGGUUACAUUGUGCUCUAACAAGAUAUGACUUUUAAUCAGACCAGCUUGAGCAGGUGUAUUCUUUAAAUUAUAUAUACACAUGUACCAUCAAUUUAAUUUGAAGUAUAAUAUAGCGAAUACGACAAAGUAAACAAUAACAGAAAAAAUAAUGGAUGUAAAUGUUGAUAUCGAAUAUUGUGGUUCAUGUGGAUAUAAAAGACAUUUUUUACAACUGACAAAAGAAAUAAAAAAUAAUGUCAGUAAUGCCAUUGUCAAUGGUAGAGCAGGAAGACGAGCAUCUUUUGAGGUACGAGUCAAUGAUGAACUUGUAUAUUCAAAACUUGAGACACUAACCUUUCCUGACACAGUUGCAACUGUGAAUAUGAUCAAAGACGUAUCAGCAGGUGAACCAGUGAGGAAAAUUAACAAACAUCAUUUAGAAUGUGUAUUAUUAUAAAACAGUUUUAUUAAAAAUCAGGCGGAAUGGCACGAUCUAAGAUGUUGGAGUUGUAAAAAUGUCUCCCUCGGUACUUCUUAGAGGCUCUCGUUCUGUGAUCU
This is a messenger RNA of Dinoponera quadriceps, 721 nucleotides long. RefSeq names its product migration and invasion enhancer 1. The transcript has 4 exons. Lineage: Eukaryota; Metazoa; Arthropoda; Insecta; Hymenoptera; Formicidae. The record is from RefSeq and is a predicted model, not a curated record. Bases 333 to 620 code for a protein of 95 amino acids.